Messenger RNA from Orbilia oligospora ATCC 24927, 5451 nucleotides. RefSeq lists its product as uncharacterized. The transcript is spliced from 5 exons. The record is from RefSeq and is a predicted model, not a curated record. Gene Ontology annotation, molecular function: protein kinase activity; ATP binding. Lineage: Eukaryota; Fungi; Ascomycota; Orbiliomycetes; Orbiliales; Orbiliaceae. Bases 1 to 5451 code for a protein of 1816 amino acids. Gene Ontology annotation, biological process: protein phosphorylation.
AUGGACCAGCCACGACCCCAUACUUCCCAUCCAGCCGUCCCAAGCACACCUGGAGGUUAUCCUCGAAUUGAUACUCAGAUGGCAAAUGCCGCAUUCCAGAAUGUCCCGCCAGCAUAUACGGCGGCAGCACCGGGUACCUUACUUAUACCUCAGUAUGACCCUUCGCAACCUGCGUCGUAUGCAUCAAGUCCGAUAGUAGGCCCAUCUGGAAGACCGAGAGCAGCGACAAAUACCGAGAUACCAUCAUCAAAUCUAGGGAAUCUCGGCAACAUGACGCCAGUGGCGCUUUUCUCAUCGAGUGCACUUUCAAGAAACCCACCUCCACGGCCUCAAAAUCCCACAGGACUAAACCCUUUACCUAUGCAACAACCGCGGCAUGUUUCGACACCGUUGCACUCGAACCCCGAUGUUUCACGACCCCUUCAACCAAACGGCUCAAAUCCAAACCUCCCAUUUGGUAUCCCACCACCUCCCCCUAAAAACGAAAAUACUUGGCAAUCGACUUGGGGUAAAACACAUGCAAGAGAAUGGGAAAGCCGACCUACGAUUCAGACGACGUUCCAAAACACUUAUCACCCACAUGGGAUGCCCUACCAACUUCCCGGGUCACCUCUCACAGCGCAACCACCGUCUCAAAUCAACUAUGCACAUGCCCCAAUACCACAUAUCCCGCCGCCACCAUCACAUCCGGCCCCUCCUCUGCAGAGUAACCAAUCCCUUCAGCCAUCACAGCUCGUUAGAGAAGCAUUUCAUAGGACUGAUUCAGAACCUUCCGAGGCAUCAUCAGUGUUCUCGAAGCCAGAAAUAGACGAAGCUAUGACGCCUCUUACUCUUCACACUCCUUCUUUGACACGGCAUCCGCAUGUUCUACCUGUAAGAAGCGAAACCCCAUCCUCAUCUGCGCCGCUGUCUGCAGAAGAUAUCGCAUCGUGGACGAUCGAAAAAGUGACAACCUUUCUGGGCGACCACCAUUUCGCAAAGGAAUGGCAAGAUGCGUUUCGGAACCUGGACAUCUUUGGCAAAGAGUUUUUGCUUAUAGGCCAGGUUAAUGGCUAUAAUCUCCUAUAUAACUCAAUCUUACCUGAAGUGCAGUCUCUAUAUGGCCAAUCAGCAAAACAGGAUCGGGAACGCUAUGAAGCACGAAGGCUCAAGAAACUGGUGCGCUCUUUAGCACCCGCUAUAGACGAAUCACCCGUUACUGGAUCUUCGUCAGCGCCUGAUAAAUCACCAACUCUAGCGCCGUUAAGCCUUAUAAAGCGCCAAAAUAGAAAUAGCACGAUCCCACCCGGUAGUGACUGGGCUGAGCAAAUGCGUUCUGUGACACAGCCUCCGAGGACUAAUAUCACCAAGUCAGCACUAUCUUCUUUAGACUUUGGCGGAAGACGGCAUUCGCCAAGUAACUCUGAUGUGUCGUUGCCACUGCCGAAUGCGCCUGCUCUCCAACCUAAUAGUAAACCUUCUAUACCUGGAUCGCCUCAAUCGUCCCCAUCUCCUAUUCAUGCCACACUAGUCCCACGGCAUGGCUAUUCGAAUUCUACAGAUUCAACACAUUCGAGGCCAGAGGGUUCUCGAUUAGUUAGCGAUAGUAUACUGACGAAGAAUCGGCCAAAAGGGAGACCUAGUUUUGGACACGACUCCCCAGAUAUUGGGAAGGAGUCAGUCAAAGAUCGUGGAAAAGCAAUACUUGGUAGGAUCGGCCGCUCAUGGGGUAAAAAACAAAAGGACGAAUUCGAUGAAUCGCCAACUAGUCCAAAUCAAUUUGGAAUGCAGCCUCCGAGUAUGCCCUAUAUCAAUAGCCAUAAUAGAAGCGACUCGUCUUUGGAUAGGCCGUCCUCUGCUACGUCUAUUAUGUCGGAAUACGACACAAAAUUCCGAGGAAGGGGGUUGCUCAAUCCAGGACCUUCGGUCAAAACGCUUUUGUUUUUUGUUACGACUAACGGCAAGCAGUUUAAUCUCUUGGAUUUAACUCAUGCAAAAGAUGCGGAUACUGUUAGGAAACUGAUAUGUCAUGUCGUCGGGAUUGACGACUGGGAAUCAACUAAGAUUUACUUGACGGAGGUGGGACAAACCGAGCAUGAGGCACCUUUGACGGACCAAAUGCUCAUGUUGAGCCGACGGCAUGGCGACAACCUUGCAUGUGUCAAAUUCUAUGUCCAGGAACCUGCCCCUCCACCCGGGGGCAAGAUCAUGGGCCUUGGAAUUAACACUAGCGUCAGUGGGUCGAAUUUGCAGACACCGAUUGUUCGCGCGCGCAGCCAGUCGCCUGUACCACCUUCACCAUCACGCAAACAACACGACGAAGGCACGUUGACCGCGUUAGAAAGAGGUAGAAUAUUGUGGCCUGAGGAAUCCCUAGAGAGAAACGAUCCUCAAAGAGCGGCUUCCACGGGGCCGAAGAUCAACAUCACAGAGCCGAUUAGCGCUCGCCUCAACGCAGAGUCGAUAGACACCGCGUUGGAUGAUAUACGAUCGAGGAGUCCAAUCAACGUAGGCAAUGGGUUUGGUAAGAAGACUCCCUCCCAUUCGAAGGCUACUUCGAUAGACCUUCCCAUCCACCCUUCACCGGGAGGGGAGUCAACACUGCCAUAUCCAGAUUCCCCGGUGUCUGAAAAGACGUCAAUGGUACCCCCAUUGUCCAUGCCAGCGGAACCUACAAUGAUACCUCGCAAGGCAACCCCACAAAAUAAUGCGACCAUGACUUUCGGUGAGCUCCAUAAGCAGCGUACGAUGACCAUGGAAAAUCAAAAGUCUAAAAUUAGGAGAAAAGAUCAUAGCAUUGAUGAUACAAAGACUACAUUAAGCUUCACCAAAGUAAGCAGUCAUGUUGUUGAUUUUGACCAUCCUCGAACUUCGCCGUUCGAGGAUAAGAGGCAUUUCGAAAACGAUGUCAAGCCGGAGAGGGACAGUUGGAAGCCUCUCCGGAAGCCUCCGCCGCCUCCCAGUGUUGAGUCCAAUACUCAGCGGGGAUUGCCGUUGUCCUACAGAAAGCCAAUAGUUGAUAAGAACAAGCCAUCUAGGAAGAGAAGUGUGAAUCAAGGGAGAGGAAGCGUAGCGGGGAAUCAAGAGAUGUCGGAGAAAGGAAAGAGACAAGGUCUUCAAGUGGAUGCGAUGUCAGCGAGCGGAAUUGCGGCUUCAUUGGCUAGUGCGGGGCUUCAAGGUGCUGGCUUUGGAAUGACUAUGGGAAGCGUCAAGCCCGGUGUGACCAGGAAAGGCACGCAGGGCUCUGAUGCUUCUAGUAGCAAGUCCACCCCUACCUCGCUUCCGCCACUGACGUUGACAUCAGGAAGAGCUAUGGCGACAGUCAAUUUUGACAAGGUUGGCGGCGGAAGCCCAGGUAAAGGUGGGAGCCCAAGCAGUCCAGGUUUCACAUGGGGGAAAGGAAAUAUGCUGUUCAAGAUUCCUGACUAUUCACAAGAAGCAUCUCCUGAGGCUAUAGAUGGUAAUACUACUUCGUUCUUACGGCCUGAUUCGAUGUACUGUGGAGGGGUCUCACCCGCAAUAAGUCCUGGAGCCGAAAACCCGCCACCCCUGCCCUUCAACGCUGGUGAUUUCCACGAUCUCGAAAUUAAAUUUACACAGACCCCAACAAAACCUGGAAAGGAUGACUCGGACGACGACUCGGAUGACGGACUCUUCCAAAAACCACUAACAAGAGAACAGAAAGAUUCCUCUGAGAGCCCUGUGGAAAAAGCCGACUCAUUAAAAGGAGAAGCUUCACAAAAUGAAGACGAUUCUGGAGACGACAGCGACGACUUCUUCCAAAUCCCUAUCCCUGGACGUGGAAAGAAAAGCCCGGAGAAACCCAAGGCCAGCGACGACGAGUCAAACACUAUUCGCAAAACUGUUGUAUUCGGAUCCAAGGAUUCUUUUAUUUCGCCAAUUCAAAGCUCUGCAACCCCCGGAUCCGACGAACGAGGAUCUUUGUCAUCACCCUUCCCGGAGUACGAACAAGGCGACGAUAACGUUAACAUAUCGCCUUCACCAAUUAAGAGCCGAUAUCCUCGACCGGAAUCUUUCAACGCGGAUGAUACUAACGUCUGGGCUUCACGUCCCCCUGCGGAGACACUCGUUCACCAUCUCGACGCAUACUUCCCGGAUAUUAACUUGGACGAACCUAUUAUAGAAGAAACCGCCGUGGUAAACGACGCUAUAGCAGAAGAGAGCAACUCACCUCCCGCAUCCCCACUUCCUAGUACUUCUAGUCAUUCCACCACGAUGAAUGCCCUAAAUCGCAGGGCAAGAGAACAACAACCACAGAUGGUCACUGCAUCUGAGAUUCUUAGUAGAACUGCUGAAAAGUCCCUCGGAAAACAGGGCCUGGGUAGGAUGAAAUCUAUUCGUGAGACCUUUAGGGAAGCACAUGACAUGAAGCGAAAGGUGCCAAGUAUUAUAGGAACUCAGACGGGUAGGAAUGUCCGAAACAGUACCGUCAUGAGGAGAAAGAGCACGAAGAUGUUCGGCGCCAAGCUCGUAGAGCUUCAGGCCGGUGCACACGCAAAGAAGAUUGCAUCUAUCGCAGCUGCAACUGCUUCGCUAGAUAAUAGAAGUGGUAUUAAGAGACAAGCCACCUUCAAAUGGUUCAAGGGUCAACUUAUCGGCCAAGGAACCUAUGGCAAGGUCUACCUGGGUAUGAACGCUACGACCGGUGAGUUCUUAGCUGUCAAACAGGUAGAGGUUACACCCAACGAUUCGCGCAAGGCGCUCAUCAACGCACUUAACCAAGAAAUCGAGACCAUGAAAGAUCUCGAUCACGCAAAUAUUGUGCAAUAUCUUGGUUGUGAACGUAAAGAGCUGUCCAUCAGUAUUUUCUUGGAGUAUAUUCCCGGUGGAUCGGUUGGGAGUUGCCUCAAGAAACAUGGAAAAUUCGAAGAAUCAGUCGUCAGAGAUUUGACAAGACAAAUGCUUGACGGACUGGCAUAUCUUCACAGAGAAGGUAUCUUGCACCGAGAUUUGAAGGGUGAUAAUAUCCUCCUCGAUCUCGAUGGUACAUGCAAGAUCUCCGACUUCGGUAUCAGUAAGAAGACCGAAGAUAUUUACGGUAACGACGCUUCAAACAACAUGCAAGGUUCUGUCUUUUGGAUGGCUCCAGAAGUUGUCAACCCGAAGAAAGGCCAGGGUUAUAGUGCCAAAGUCGACAUAUGGUCUGUCGGCUGCGUCGUGCUGGAAAUGUUUGCUGGCCGAAGACCAUGGGAAAAUGAGGAGACAAUCGGUGCGAUUUUCAAGAUCGGCUCCGAAAAGAAGGCCCCUCCAGUCCCCGACGAUGUCUCUCAGCACGUAACCCCUGAAGCCAUCGCCUUUAUGGCUGAUUGUCACACAACCGAACCUUCUGAACGACCAACUGCAGAAACUUUGCUUACACAGCAUCCAUUCUGCGCCUUUGAUCCUAAUUAUAACUUUUUGGAUACAGCACUGUAUCAUAAAAUCUAUUCCUUUGUUAACACAAGCGUUUGA